AUGAAAAUAAUCGCAAAAUACAGCGCUAUCUUAGAACCGGUUACAAAUAUUUUACAAGAAGACAAUAGAACAACAAAUGCAAAUGAAAUCUUUGAUUUAUUAUUUACUGAUGCCAAAUCUAUAGCAGAUGAUUUUGAAAUCACUAUUACAUGUCCCAGAAUAACUGGAAAACAAUCACAUAGAAACAAUUAUUCUUAUGAAUCUCCCAAAGAUUAUUAUCGAGUAGAAAGAUUUGAAAAAAGUAAUAGUGUUGCUUUUUCACUACAACACCUUCAUCCAGCAUUAUUUAUAAAAAUGAAAAAACAAGAGUACACUGACAGUAUAACUAAUAUUUAUAAUUUAUAUAAAAUUGAAAAUCUGUUAGCUGAAAGUGAAAGUUGGUAUAGCUUAUGGCAAAAAAAAGUCAGCCAAAGUAUGGACAUAAUAGAUUUACUAGAACAUAGCAAAAUAUUUUUCCCUGGUAUUAAAAUUGCAUUAGAAAUUUUUCUGUCUUUGCCAGCUACAAGUUGUGCAGCCGAAAGGUCAUUUAGCACUUUACGAAGGGUUAAAACUUGGCUUCGAUCUACGACGGGUGAAGACCGAUUAAAUGGCCUAUGUAUGUUAAGUGUCCAUCGUGAAAGAGUUGAUAUAAGAAAAGGUAAAUUAAUUGGACAGUUAAUAACAAGGUUUGCAAGAGAACAACCACGAAGACUUCAGUUUUUAUUUAAUAACGAAUAA
This is a messenger RNA of Macrosiphum euphorbiae (potato aphid), 717 nucleotides long. Lineage: Eukaryota; Metazoa; Arthropoda; Insecta; Hemiptera; Aphididae. The record is from the annotation of a GenBank genome assembly.